CACUGCAGGGAAAAAACUCUUCUUGCAGCGUACAUAUUUGCCACCGCAACACGACACAGCUGCUGGCCUGUCAGAUACGCAAUUUUUUCCUCCUACCGGGCCCCUGACUUGAACGACGAGGUUCGGGCUCAAAUAGGGCAUAUCCGUCUUGGAUCCCAGUUCCUCAGAGCUCAGUCUCGACGAACUCAGUCAGACAAUUGGCACACGCCCCAAAAGCUCUCAGCAGUAGCCCUCCCGGGAUCGGUCCCCCGCGCACCUAGCCGCAGCUUUACCAUCUGGCCUCGGGCCAAUCAAGCGGGAGUGCCAAUGCACCACCAUCGUCGAAAGUCCGGACAUGCUUCUGGCAACACGUCGCUGACGGACGUGCGCAAAGCUGUCACAGCAACUGAUCCAACAUACAAGAAGCAUUCAUCUCGCCCUGCACCAAUGGCCAGAAAAUCCAGCACCCAAAACGCCCCCAAGCUGGGCAAGAGCCCCCGCGACCGUGAAAAGGAGCUGGACGAUGAGCGCUGGUGGGAUGAAGAGAGGGAGAGCUUCCCGCAGUAUUGCAUGAUCUGUGAGAAACAAUUCGUCUCAUCGGACGAUCAGGUUCUGUACUGCUCCGAGGAAUGCCGCAUGCAUGACUUGAACGGCGUAAGCACCUCCACGGCGCCGAGCCGAUAUUCCAGCAGCCACACGGCCACCCACUAUCCGUACUAUUCGGCGCCCCCGGAACACAGAGAUAUCAUCCCCCGCGCUUCACCCUCGCGUCCUAGCUCGACGCACGUCUCCCCGCCCGUUACCCACACUUCGGCAUUAUCAGCCCUCAAGUCACUGUCGAUCCGGCCGGCAAGUCCCACCUCACCUGUAGUAGGGACCUACCAUUCGAGCAUCUGGCCGUUUGCACGGAGCACCACAGCGAUGAGUGCUGGCAAUUCGUACACCAAACCGGCAAUGGGACCCUUUUCAUCGACAUACGAUGGGACAUAUCAUGGCGCCAGCGGCGAUUAUUACGGGACGAGCUCCGACCGUCCGUUGCCGUCUCGCAGGCCAACUUCGUACUCGAGACCGAAGAGCAUUGAGCUCGUGACGCCCAUGUUGGGACGGUAGUUCGGGUCUCGAAAACCCGAAGCUCGGGCGCAGCCAUUCAUUUGGGUCCAUGUCCUGUGGUACGGGGUCUGAGUCGGUAGCGCAUAUGUUCUGCAUGUUGCUCCGUCUCCAUCCUCAUCUCUUCUCCGCCUUUCCUCCCGUGGGGGCUUUGCCUACGGGUCACAGUGCAACCCCAUGGCGCGGGGGGUCCCUAGUCGUACGACGUGUGCGGCAGUCACAGUUUCUAGGUACAAUGAGAGCUGGUGUACCUAGCUCUGAAGUGGUCGUCAGCAGGCG
Messenger RNA from Chaetomium strumarium, 1365 nucleotides. RefSeq lists its product as uncharacterized. The record is from RefSeq and is a predicted model, not a curated record. The transcript has 3 exons. NCBI's taxonomy places the organism in Eukaryota, Fungi, Ascomycota, Sordariomycetes, Sordariales, Chaetomiaceae. Bases 307 to 1089 code for a protein of 260 amino acids.